Messenger RNA from Knipowitschia caucasica, 774 nucleotides. The record is from the annotation of a GenBank genome assembly. NCBI's taxonomy places the organism in Eukaryota, Metazoa, Chordata, Actinopteri, Gobiiformes, Gobiidae.
AUGAGUGGAAAGUUUGCAGCGGCGUCUGUGCUCUGGGCCCUGAGCCUGAUCUGCAGCCUGGAUGCAGCAGAGAUCAUCAAUGGUAAAGAAGUGACCCCUCACUCCCUGAAGUUCAUGGUUCUUCUGGUAAACAAGCAGGGGCCUUACUGUGGGGGGAUCCUGGUGGAUCCUCAGUGGGUCCUGACGGCCGCACACUGCCACAAAGGUGAGAAAAUCAAGAACGUGAUGCUGGGAGUUCACAACAUCAAAAAAGAUGAGAAAAAGUUUCGUCAGACGAGAAAAGUGAAGGAAUACAUCCCGUGUCCCUGCUACGACUCUGUGGAGAAAGUAAACGACUUCAUGCUCUUAAAGCUCGAUGAAACCGUGACAGUGACAGACUAUGUGGACGUCCUGCCGCUGAAGAAGGCCCAGGACCCUCCGGCCGGCUCCUCCUGUGUGGUCGCUGGGUGGGGGAGACUGGAGUCAGGCAGAGAAUCUGACGUCCUGAUGGCGGUGAACGUGACGGUGGUGGACAGAGACAAGUGCAACUCUAAAAACUACUACAACCUACGUCCUGUCAUCACACACGGACACGUCUGUGCAGGCUCCGACGGGACCAGCCAGGCCGACUCCUGCCAGGGUGACUCUGGGGGACCACUGCUCUGCGACGGGAAACUGGUUGGAGUGACGUCGUUUGGGGGUAAAAAGUGUGGAGAAGUCAACAAACCCGGAGUGUACACGCUCCUCACUCACGACAGAGUCCAAUGGAUCAAAGACACCAUGAAGAAGAAAUGA